This is a messenger RNA of Ostreobium quekettii, 708 nucleotides long. The record is from the annotation of a GenBank genome assembly. NCBI's taxonomy places the organism in Eukaryota, Viridiplantae, Chlorophyta, Ulvophyceae, Bryopsidales, Ostreobiaceae.
AUGGCACCCGCGGUCGCCACUCGCGCCGAGCACGACCGCCUCCGCGCGGAGCUGCUCAAGGCGGAGAAGGCGCUGACGCACCAGCGCGAUGAGGUGGCCCGACAGCGGCGCCUGCUGCCCUGGGUGCGCCUGGAAAAGGACUACGCCCUGCAGGACGCGGAUGGGUCGCCCGUCCUGCUGUCGGGCCUGUUCAAGGACGGCAAGCAGGACCUGGUGGUGUACCACAUGAUGUUCGACCCCGAGUGGGACGGCGCCUGCCCGCUGUGCUGCUUCUGGACGGAGGGCUACGACACCUACGCGCCGUUCUUCGAGGACAAGUUCAACUUCGCGGUGGUAGCCAAGGCGCCGCACGACCGCCUCAAGGCCCUCAUGGCCCAGAAGGGCUGGACGCUGCCCAUGUACAGCUCCGCGGGCAGCGACUUCAACGCGGACAUGCGCGUGCAGGACACGUUCAUGAUGAGCGGCGGGACCAAGGUGCCGCUGACGCAGGUGUCCGGUGUGAGCGUGUUCCGCAAGGAGGGCGACGUCGUGUACCACACCUACACCACCAAAGACAGGGGCGUGGAGGUCUUCACGCCGAUCUGGGCGUUUCUAGACAUCCUUCCCAACGGGCGAGAGGGAUGGCAGCCAAAGCACAAGCACAUGUACAAGAAGAGGGGAUACCACCCUGAAAAUGGGGCCAUCCAAGCUGAAGCCAUGAAGGACUGA